UCCACUCACUUUGUUCUCCGCCUUUGUCCUAAUCCACACCAGCAGGUGGAGCCGCAGUUAAAGUUUCCGAGUCCAUUCCGGGAGCGGGAGCCCAUCUUGCUCGCCGCCGAGGCCCUCGCUGGAGGAGGAGGGUCAGAGCUCGGGUGCAGCCAAUCGCGGGCAACGCUGCUAGUUAUCAGAGCAGAAUGGGCUGUAGUUUAGUGAAAUAGGAAAGCUGCAAAACACUGUGGAGUGCUCCCGUGUAAAUAAAAAGAGGAAAAAAAAGUUUCUCAAGUCGCCGCUGCACGACGUCGGGCAGGCGCCGGGGCGGGGGUCUGCGCUCUCCCGAGCGGCCGCGCGCUGGACUUUAUUGUGCCGCAACAAGCCCCCGUUCCCAUUGUUUGUGCUUUUUUCAAAAUAUGGCAAAGGUUCAGGUGAACAAUGUAGUGGUGCUGGAUAACCCGUCUCCUUUCUACAACCCGUUCCAGUUCGAGAUCACCUUCGAGUGCAUCGAGGACCUGUCUGAAGACUUGGAAUGGAAAAUUAUCUAUGUGGGCUCUGCAGAAAGUGAAGAAUACGACCAAGUUUUAGACUCUGUUUUAGUGGGCCCUGUUCCCGCAGGAAGGCAUAUGUUUGUAUUUCAGGCUGAUGCACCUAAUCCAGGACUCAUUCCAGAUGCAGAUGCAGUAGGUGUAACAGUUGUGCUAAUUACAUGCACCUAUCGAGGUCAAGAAUUUAUUAGAGUUGGCUAUUAUGUAAAUAAUGAAUAUACUGAGACAGAACUAAGGGAAAAUCCACCAGUAAAACCAGACUUUUCUAAGCUUCAAAGGAACAUUUUGGCAUCUAAUCCCAGAGUUACAAGAUUCCACAUUAAUUGGGAAGAUAACACAGAAAAACUGGAAGAUGCAGAGAGCAGUAAUCCAAAUCUACAAUCACUUCUUUCAACAGAUGCAUUACCUUCAGCAUCAAAGGGAUGGUCCACAUCAGAAAACUCACUAAAUGUCAUGUUAGAAUCCCAUAUGGACUGCAUGUGACCACCUGCCAUCCCUUUAGUACAAAUUAAGCUAUAAAAACACACAGAACUAUUUGAAAUUCCGUAAGUACAUAGUCAAGACACAAUGUGAAGAAUUUGUUUAAAAACAUCCUGUAGAAAGUUUAUAAGAAAACCAGUAUUUGAGCAAAUUGUGGAAUAUAAAUACAACUAUUUUUAAGUAAUUUUUUUCUCUAAUGUGUUAUUUUAUUUGUUCUGAAACUAAUCUGAUUAAAGCAUAUAUAUUAUUUUCUUCUCUGCUAUAUGUAAUUAAAGCACUUAUAAAGAAAAAUAUAAACCAUUAGACCAGGUUGUAAAGCUGUCUUAGCCUUUUGGACAAUAAUCUUUGGACCACUAUUUUACUGGCCUUCAGAAGAACAAACUUCCGACUUCAACUAAAAUGUUUCUUUCUGUGAUAAACAGUUUGGCUUAAUAUGAGGGGCAAAUUUCCAUUCUUUUUUGUCAAUGUCCUUAAGGGAUUUGAAGUCCACUAUAUGCUACCACGAACUUUAGGACCUGAUUUUCUAGGCCACCUUGAAGCCUCUUAUGGCAACUAUUACACGGAAUGUUAGCAUUCAGUUUGGUUCCUAAGAUGAUAACAAAUGUGGUUAAUUGUUCUUAAGGUCCUUUGUUUUAUAACCAUUUAGGACAUCCGAAUACUCCUUGAAUCAUCCAUCAUUUCUACCCAGUGACUUCAGCAUGUCAAGAGCAGACAUAAAUGCGCUAAGUUUAAGAACAGGAUAUUAUAAUGACUUAGAUCUAUUCAUGAGAUUUAUAAAAAUACAAUGAACUUAACCCUUCAAAAUUGACUUGAUAGAUCAUCUGUUGUUGACAGUGUUUAUUUAAAAAAAAAAAAGUGGAUUUGGGAAGGUGUAUUUAGCUUUAUCAUAAUAGAUGAGUCACUAUUUUGGAAAAAUACCUAUUUUCACACAUGUGGUACUCUUCUCCAUAUCCCAUGACACUCAUGCAGAAUAAGAUUAGGCAUAUUUGUGGUUGACAUAUUUUAGAUAGCCUUUCCAGAUAAGUUUUUAAAAAGUAAUCUUGGAAAGGAAUCCAUUAACUAAGUGGGCCAAAAGGUUCUUUUUCUUUGAUGAGAGCUAGGUCCUUCCUCAAAGUUUCCUGUGCUUCAUUAAAUUAAGUGUAGAAUAUUCUCAUUACUCUUGCUGCUAAGCAAGACAUUAGCCAUAUGAUACAGUUAUGCAGUGCCUUUAUAUCUAAAACUUUUAUACUGCACUUUUUAAAGCUUUUAUUUUGAGGAAGGGAAAAGGGCAUUUUGUCUGAAUGUGGAAUUUAAGUUGUAUAUAUUUCCUGUCAUUCUAAAAAAGAAUUUGUGAAGGAAAAUUUUGCUAAAUGUUAAACUUUGAAAUUUAAUAUACCAGAUUAUCAAAAUACUGUCCACUAACUAGUUCAUAGAUUUUAAAAAUAAAAUACAUCCAACUGUUAAAACCAUAUGAAGAAAAUUUCAUUUUUGUCUAUUUGCAAUUAAGGAAAAUGUUAAAAUAUUAAAAUGAAAAUAAAAGUAAAAUUUCCAACAAAGAGCUCAGUGAUUAAUAUAACAAGAUAUGGGCUUGUUAGAAAUAAAGCAUAUAUAAAGCCAAAUUACCAAAUAAAGCAAUUUACUGCUGAGUUUUUAUUCCGACUAAUUAUAGUGACUGAUUUGUAUUAAUACCAAGAGUUAGGUUUUUACAUCAAUUUGUAAACAGCUAAUUUUCACAAAAGGUUAAGACUUAAGUUUUAAGUCUUCUUUCAGAAUUUUUAUGAUUCUAUAAGAUUUAGAACUCCAACUAUAGCACAGUGGUUUUAUUUUCCCCCCGUUUAGCUUCAUUUAGAGACACUAUAUGAAGUAUAGCUAAAAUGUUUGGAACAGUUUUUUCCUUUUUGAUCAUAGUAAAUAGUUCUUUCAUGAAAACAUAAACAUGAACCAAUUACUUACACCACAGAAGAAAGAAGCAAGUAGGCUGGAGGGAAUGAGGAUAUCAGUUGAGCUAGAAAUCUGAGGAGCAUGCAUGCACUUGUUCACUUAUAACCUUCUAUAACCUUAGGCUUCCAUGUGGUCUUAUUGUUUGGUUUUAAGAUUCGGGGUUUCUAAUUUUACCAAGGAAGUCUAUGGAAGCAAUUUUUGAAAUCCCUAAUUUUUUAAUCCCUGAUACAAAUAAAAAAGUAUAUGACUCUGAAACACAAGUAUUUAUAUGUUGUCAUGAAAAUGCACCCAUAUAGUGCAUCUUUAUUGUUGCAGUAUAUUCUGGUAUCUUUUAUUGUAUUUCAUUUUUAAAGUGCUGGUUUUGACUCCCUGAACUGGCAUUUAUGACUAAGGGACUGUGAUAUGCAGUUUAAAGAAAGGCUAGUCUGGCCUUUUGAAUAGAUGAGACUUAGCAAUAACUUUUCUUUCAUUCUAAAAUUUAUAUUCCCCGUACCUGUCUUUUGGAGUAUGAUCUUGAUGCUUUAAAAAAAGAGAAAAGUGCUAGGACAGUGAAUCAGCAGCCAUUCACUUGAAAACUGUCCAAAUGUUCUGAAAUUACUGGUAGCCCACCAGAUAGCCUGGAUGCAUUUCUUGGCCCUCCAUAUAGUUAACUUACGAAACAUUCCACAUAAUUACUUGGCAAACGUUUUUAUUUGUUUGUUACCGGCAUCAUUUUAUAAAGAACUCUAGAACCCUGGGUCAUAAGAAUUUUUAAAUGCACAUAAAGUGUUCUUUAUAUAUUCUUGCUUACUACCCUUCCAGUAUGCUGAACCUUGAGUUGCCUCUCCAUUCACAAAUCCCUUCUCA
Molecule: messenger RNA, 3776 nt
Organism: Mustela erminea (ermine)
Lineage: Eukaryota; Metazoa; Chordata; Mammalia; Carnivora; Mustelidae
Gene: ASF1A
Product: anti-silencing function 1A histone chaperone
Exons: 4
Coding region: 399-1013 (204 amino acids)
Biological process (GO): DNA replication-dependent chromatin assembly
Cellular component (GO): nucleus
Molecular function (GO): histone binding
Source: RefSeq, a predicted model, not a curated record